Symbiodinium necroappetens is the source of this 1056-nucleotide messenger RNA. The record is from the annotation of a GenBank genome assembly. Lineage: Eukaryota; Dinophyceae; Suessiales; Symbiodiniaceae.
AUGAGGUCGGCAUGCGGGGACAAGGGGCAAGGCGGCAAGCAUUGGAAGGUCCGGCACAUGACCUCCAAGGCGGCAUCGAAUUCAGAAGGUGGGGAAACAACCGUCGUUCUGACACGUCUUCCGAAGGCUCUGACUGCAGAGAUUCUACUGGGUUUACUGGAUGAGCUCUUCCCUUGUGCAUAUGACUACUUCUAUUUGCCUAUGGACAUGGGCAAAUUCGAGAACCGAGGUUUAGCAUACAUCAAUUUUCGAAGCCACGAGAAAGCUGUGGAAUGCCAGAACCACUUCGAGGGCGCCGAGGACUGGAAAGGACACACUAGCGAGCGCCCUUGCAAGUCAGAGUGGUCCUCCAUCCAGGGCUAUGCUGCAAACAUUCAACGGCAACAGAGAUCAGCUUGGCUCACCAGCGCCAUUCCCGAGGGCUGCAAGCCCAUGGCCUUUGAUGAACAUGGAAUGCGUCUGCCAACUUUGGACAUUUUUCCUGCAUCACUGGCCGACAGUAGAAAGGAUGGCAGGUCUUGCCGGACGAUGAGCGACAACAACAAGGAGUGGUGGAGGGACCAGUGGUACGGUAGCAGUUCAUCGGAACAAAAUGCUGGAAAGAACAGGAAAUCGUGCAGAUGGUAUGACUCUUGGUCUCGGAAAAACGACGACUGGCGUGCAUUCUCCGACACAAAGGCACGUAAUCGGAUAUGGCGCACCAUCAAUCGGGAUCCGGAGAGUUUACAUGAUGAGUACGGCGAGGCGAGCCAGAAUAGUGAUCAAUUUGAGCAUGGGAUGGCAGAUGACAAGCCGGAGGGGUUUGUGCCUGGGAAGCAUCGAGAAGAAAAGAAGAAGAACCAGGCCGGAAAUGACGACAAUCUGGCAGUGAAGGUAUCCACAUUACAGGGUCGGCCUCCGCUGGCGAGUUUGCUGGGCCUGUCCAGCAACGAAUCCGCCGCAGUACCGAAGUCUGCCGCAGCCGUGCUAGCAAAAGCCGCAGAGUUGCCAAAGGGUGUGGACAAGAGCAAGUCUGAUGAUGCAGACAUAUCAGUCGAGAAGCAUCGGUUUCAGUAA